Messenger RNA from Mycotypha africana, 973 nucleotides. RefSeq lists its product as uncharacterized. The transcript has 2 exons. The coding region runs from base 368 to 604 and encodes 78 amino acids. The record is from RefSeq and is a predicted model, not a curated record. Lineage: Eukaryota; Fungi; Mucoromycota; Mucoromycetes; Mucorales; Mycotyphaceae.
AAGAAAAACAAAUAUAUUUCGAAAGUUUGAUAGUAAUCUUAACAAAAUGCAAUACCUUCCGCGACUUAUAAAGGGAUAAGUAUAUUUAACUUAUUUCUAAUGCUAAUGAAAUUGAUACCCCUUUUCCUUGAUCAGCACCGAUGAAAAGACGUUCACUCGCCUGCUAAUUUUAUGCCUUUCUUCCGUAUUAGUUCAAUGCAACUCGGAUUUAUGUCAAGCCGCUUCGUAGCAAACCAUACUCCUACGCUGCAGCUUUGGAAAAUGAUUGCUCAUACUCAGGACUCCAAUACUAUCGCGUUAUUACAUGGCCAGGAAAAAGCUUAUGAUCGCGUUCAUCCUAAAUACUUAGCGCAAGUGUUGCGUGCCUAUGGUACAACUUGUCAUGCAUCUUUUUUUCUCUACUGAAGUAGCCCUCAAUCUCAAUAACCAUAUUAUUUCAGCCACCAUCCGUCAACAACGCAGCCUUCGUCAAGGAAACUCCUUUGGCCCGCUACUCUUCGACAUUGCUUUCGACUCUGCAUUCCCACCAUCAUCAAGCACUAUCAACUUUGACUAUCACUGUCAAAAAAAUUCAAAUACUGCUAAAGACUGCUUUACCUUCUAAGUGAAAAUCCUAGCGUAUGCCGAUGGCACUUUUGCAGUCGUCAGUAAUGAGUCUUUUAUCUACCGACUAUUAUAAUGCUGGAUCGUUUCGUCCUACCCUACUCCUUUGUCCUAUUUAUAUAUUUUUUCCCUUUCAGUCUUUCGCUUCCCUCAAUGCAACAUAUGAAGGGCUUUAAAUAGAACAGGAAGUAUACCCAAAAACCUGACUGGUGUGCAACACUAAUUCUGAUUGGUUGCGACAUUGCUUCUUGGAACCACUGUAUCUUCUGCCCUCAACAUGAGAAAAGCGGAUGAAAUGAAGGCAGAGCGAUGGUCGUUGGUUCGAAUUAAAGAUAAUUAUACACUUUUUAAGAAAGAAAGGCAUUGUAAU